GCCAUCAGAACCCUGCAUGGUCAACCGUCCAUGGCUGCGCAGUCCCUGCAAAUCUCUUCUUCUCUCAGGCCGGCAUUCCAGAGCGCCUUUCAGGCAGCAUCAGAUGCUCCUUACAACAGGAUCUGUCCGCAUGCUACUCUGAGAAGCAUUGGAACUCAGAAGCUGCAGAAAGCCUGGCUGUGCUCCUGUCAAGCUCGUAGUGUUGUGGGUGCAUCAUCUACCAGCUUUUUUGGGCAGCAUUGCAAGCCCAGGGAUCCUCAGGAAAGCAAACUACUCCGUCGAGGCAAGAGGGUCGUCAGCAUGGUUACAACAGAGUCCAAAUCAAUGGAGGUUGGAUCACGCGCACCUGAUUUCCAGCUGCUGGAGCCUUUGACGGGAAAAACUGUCAGUCUUGAUGACUUCGACGGUGCCCCUGCUUUACUGGUCAUCUUCAUGUGCAAUCACUGCCCUUAUGUCAUCCAUUUGAAAAAAGCAGUCAAAGAGCUAACUGACGAGUACAUCAGGAAAGGCUUGUCUGUGGUUGCAAUCUCUUCGAACAGUGUCAAGACACAUCCACAGGAUGGGCCCGACCAAAUGGCCGAUGAUGCCAAGCAGCUGGGAUACGACUUUCCAUACCUGUACGAUGAGACCCAGGAUGUUGCGAAGGCUUACAAGGCCGUGUGCACCCCCGAGUUCUACGUUUUCAAGAAGGACGGACGGCGACCGUUUGAGUUGACGUAUCACGGCCGUUUCGAUGAGACUCGACCCAGGAGCGGCAUGACCCCGACGGGAAAAGAUCUGCGGAACGCGCUGGACUGCACACUUUCGGGACGGCAGGUCACUGGUCAGCAGCUGCCAUCCAUUGGCUGCAGUAUCAAGUGGCACCCGGAGGAGUGAGGCAGUAACUUCGGUGUGACGCAGUAUGGGCCGAUCCGCUUAUGAAACCAGGCGGAAAAGGGGCAGCCCAAGAGUUUACUUGUGCACCUGAUCUAGUAUACUUCCGAGCUCGUGGUCUUCGCGAUAGAGUAGAAGACGAGAUGACGAGAGCAUCGACCUCCUGGGAAGCUCAAACUGAGUGCAUGUACUCUAACCGCGUUAUAGAGUAGGGCCGGCCGGCGUAUCAUGAAGUCGGUCCGACAGAAUUUCAGUUCCUGGCAGAAAAGUGUAGAAAUAAGUUGUAUGCUACCUUCGGCGUCCGUCGUGAUGGCUGUUGAAC
Klebsormidium nitens is the source of this 1195-nucleotide messenger RNA. Lineage: Eukaryota; Viridiplantae; Streptophyta; Klebsormidiophyceae; Klebsormidiales; Klebsormidiaceae. The record is from the annotation of a GenBank genome assembly.